UUUACAUAUUUUCUAAUAUCAAAAAGUGUGGAAACGUGUGUUGCCUCUAAAAAUCAGAAAUUUUUGUGGAAAAUUAAAAGAAAAAGCAGUUUUUAUGUCAUAUAGUCUGCGAAAAAUGAAGCUUAGCACUUAUAAUUUUUUAACUUCAAGCAACAUCAAAGGCGUUAAAGUGGGUUUCCCACUUAAACUAAAGAUUGCCAAAAAAGAUGUUGUAGAGACAGAUUUUAAUCCAGUGUUUAUUGAACGUUUGAUUCCAAAACUAGAUUGGGCUACUGUGUGCUUGGCAGCACAAAUUACUGGAUUGGAAGCUGAUAUACCUGCAGAGCAGCCAAGUAACAUUAGUGAAAAUGAGGAGCUCUUAAAGAAGUUACACCAUCUACUUCUAGAGAUAGAUGUGAUUGAAGGCGAACUCCAGUGUCCUGAAACAGGACGUGUUUUCCCAAUAACCGAAGGCGUUCCAAAUAUGCUGCUUAACGAAGAUGAAGUUUAAAUGAACAAAAUUAAUUUUAUUCAACAUAUAAUGCAUAACACUUAGUGUUGCAACACUAAACACUAUGUUAAAAAUAUUGUAAAUUAAGUUAUAUUUAAUAUGCAUAUUUGUUUAUCAGCUUUCCAUGAAAGACGUCAUAUUUCCGCCACUAAGGCAUCAGUUAAUCAUAUAAUAUUUAAAAUAAUGCCAUUGAACUGUUUACAUACUAAAAUGUAUAAAAACCUUACAUUGACACAUAAAUUUCUUUCAAAAUAUUAUAUUAGAAUUAUAUUUAUUUCAAAUAAUAUCGCGAGCUACUAUUUUUUCGAAUUUUAACUUAGCAUUGAUUUGAUGUUGAAUAUUGUUCGCGUUAUUUAAAUAGUUUUUUGAUUAAUUUUGUGAUAAAGAAGAAACCAAUGCAUUUUUGGUGUUUAAUUUGUUUUUGUUAAACUUCAUUAACAUUUUCCAAUGUAUAGAGCAAGAGAAAUAAAUACAAAUUGUGUUCCUUUUAAUUAUGCUUUAUUCAAUAAGAGAUACAUGGAUAUCGAAAAUAAUUAAAUGUUUAAAUGUUUAUAAUAAGAAGAUCAUGGCUUAAAAUAUUAAUUAAAUUAUUGGACGAAUAAAAUUGUAAACAUAUUUAAGUAAAC
Molecule: messenger RNA, 1116 nt
Organism: Teleopsis dalmanni
Lineage: Eukaryota; Metazoa; Arthropoda; Insecta; Diptera; Diopsidae
Gene: Trmt112
Product: multifunctional methyltransferase subunit TRM112-like protein
Exons: 3
Coding region: 95-490 (131 amino acids)
Biological process (GO): tRNA methylation; peptidyl-glutamine methylation; rRNA (guanine-N7)-methylation
Molecular function (GO): protein heterodimerization activity
Source: RefSeq, a predicted model, not a curated record